Molecule: messenger RNA, 3354 nt
Organism: Medicago truncatula (barrel medic)
Lineage: Eukaryota; Viridiplantae; Streptophyta; Magnoliopsida; Fabales; Fabaceae
Product: zinc finger CCCH domain-containing protein 53
Exons: 10
Coding region: 620-2725 (701 amino acids)
Molecular function (GO): RNA binding; metal ion binding
Source: RefSeq, a predicted model, not a curated record
AAACUACACUACCAUCACUCCUUGUUUUUUUUAUUGUUUCAAAACACAGACACAAAAAAAAAAAACCUACUCAAAGUAAAGGGUCUAUAUAGAUAGAGAAAGUGUCAUUGUUUGUGUCUUGUGUGUGUAGUAGUGAGAGAAGAGUAAGAGAGAGAAACUUAAAGAAAGAGAGAGAGAAAGUCUUUGGAAAAAGACAAACUUUCAACUUCACUACUUACACACACUCUUAACUCACACCACACCCCCAUAAAACACAAACUACAGUAAGAUGGUUGUGCUGUGCAACUAGUUGCUUAUGUAACAACUAUGGUUUUGGUUUGUGUUAUUUGUACUAACUGAUAAAGUUUGACUCUUCUUUAUUGUGUGUGUUGAAACUUUGAAAGCAGUUUCUGAACUCAGAACUCAGAAGUGAAGUAACCAAGAGAAAGAUUUAUGCUUUCAUGGGAACAUGAGAAAGAAACAUACACACACUCACACUCAUCUUUUGUUUGGUAGGUAGGGCUUUUGUGUGUAGUUGAGAAGAAAAAAAGCAAACUUUUCUUGAGAAAGAUAGAUAUACACUAAAAAAAACUGAAUUUUUUCAUUUGGGUCUAGCUAGUUUUUUUCUUUUGAAACAAUCAUGGAUGGUUAUGAAGCUACUAAGAUAGUUUUUUCAAGGAUCCAAAACAUGGACCCUGAAAAUGCUUCAAAAAUAAUGGGUUUACUUCUUCUUCAAGACCAUGGUGAGAAAGAAAUGAUUAGGUUAGCUUUUGUACCUGAAUCACUUCUUCAUUCAGUGAUUUUCAAAGCUAGAAAUGAGUUAGGAAUAUCUUUGAAUUCUCCAUCAACACCUCAAUCACCUUCACCUUUUCAUUCAAGUAACCCUGUCCCUAUUUCAAGACAAAAUUCAAACUCUUCAAGACUCAUAAACAGUGGAAUGACCCUUCCUUCUAAUCUUAGUAUCCCAAAUCCAAAUUCAGCUUCUUGGGCUACUUUAUCUGAACUUCAAAACCAUGAUGAUUCUCCUUCCAUGAACAAUUCUUCACCCUUUUAUGGAAAUGGAGGAGUUGGUAAUGAUUCAAUUGAUGAGUUUCACCUUCAAGACCAACUCUCUUUCCUCAAUGAUGGAAAGAAUUCAGAUUUGUUUUACUCUCAGUCAGAGUUAUCUUCUAGUCCUAGUAAUGGUGGAAGUGUUGGUAAUGGUGUUGACCCUUCAUUUUUUCCAUCAUAUGGUUAUGGAGGAGGUUCAGUUCAUAGAAGGAGUUGUUCUGUGAAUGAUGCUGCAUGUUUGGUUUCUGAGGAUCCUAAUUCUGGUUUAGGUUGGAAACCUUGUCUUUACUAUGCUAGAGGUUACUGUAAGAAUGGUACUAGUUGUAGGUUUCUUCAUGGUGGAUUUGGAGAUGGUGGUGAAGGUGUUCCUUCAAUGGAUGGUUCUCCUAAUAAGAUUGAAAUGAUGGAUCAGUGUCAUGAACAGCUUCUUAGAUCUAAAUCUCUUCAACAACAAAGACUUGCUGCAGCUUCUCAGCUUAUGGCUACUUCACCUUUUCCUUACUCACCUAAGUCAAUGAGUUUGCUUCUUCAGCAGCAACAACUAAGUGAUAGUCAAAGAGCUGCUGCAGCUGCACUUAUAAUGAAUGAAGAUUUGCAGAAAUUUGGAAGGUCAAGGUUAGAAAGAAAUGAUUUUUCUUUGAACAAUAUUGGAAUGAUGAAUCCAGCUUCUAGGCAGAUAUACUUGACUUUUCCAGCUGAUAGUACUUUCAAAGAGGAAGAUGUUUCAAACUACUUCAGCAUUUAUGGACUUGUUCAAGAUGUGAGGAUUCCAUAUCAGCAAAAGAGGAUGUUCGGAUUUGUUACCUUUGUUUAUCCGGAGACGGUGAAACUCAUUUUAGCUAAAGGAAACCCUCAUUUUGUUUGCGAUGCUAGAGUGCUUGUUAAGCCUUACAAGGAGAAAGGCAAAGUCCCGGACAAGUACAGAAAGCAUCAACAAAUGGAAAGAGGAGACUUUUCUCCUUGCGGUACUCCUACUGGACUCGAUGGUAGAGAUCCAUUUGAUCUUGGGGGGAGAAUGUACUACAACACUCAAGACAUUCUUUGGAGGAGGAGGUUAGAGGAACAAGCUGAUUUGCAGCAAGCACUUGAGGCUCAAAGCAGAAGACUUAUGAGUCUUCAACUCCUCGACAUCAAAAAGCAGCACCAGCGUGCACUUUCAUCGGGAAGUCCAAUUCCAUCCCCAACUCACUCACCUAAUAUGUUCAAUCACAAUUUCCCAUUUUCUUCAUUUCACAGCAGCUCAGAAAGCCAAGAGGAGAAUGGUUCGGGUUCGGGCUCAGGUUCUGCUAGCACUGCAUCAAUUCCUGUUGAUCAACAAGUCAACAUUUCUGUUGGCAAAGAAGCAGCAGUCAAUGGAGGAGAAAAUGGAAAUAGUGAUGCAAGUGGCAAACAAAGCUCAAAUCAUGAAGAAAGUGAUUUACAAGAAUGCUUGGAGCAUAAUCUCCCUGAUAGCCCUUUUGCUUCCCCUACUAAAGCUAUUGGUGACUACAUGGCUGCUUUCAACAAUGGACCUAAUGAGACCAAUGAUUCAGAUGCAUCUGCCAAUUCCAAAUUUAGUACUAACACACUUCUUCCAUCAUCAUCUUCCCUUGACAUGGGAUCUUUCAAAUCCUAUAACUGCCAAAUACCAAGGUUCUCUUCUGGCCAUGGAACCAUCGGAAUGAUCGCCGGCACCGGUGGACCAAUUGGCAUUUAGCAUUUAAUUUUCUCUGGUCCAGGAAGAGAAACAUGACAAAACAAUCCUGGACAUGAAAACAAAAAAUCUUGUAGAGAAUCACCACCACUGAUGCCAUCACCAUCAAUCAUCAAUACUAUACUAAUUACUUCCAUACAAAAUGCAUACUUCAAAAGCAGUUCAGUAAAGGAAGUGGGACAUGCAUUCCCUUUCUUUUCUCCUUAUAUCAUAAUUAUCAUUGUACUAUUUUCACUUCUCAUUUUCUGUAGUAAGCUGAACCACAGGUUAAAAAGAAACAAUAGCAAAAGAAUCAAGCUAAGAGAGUGAAUAUCUAGUAGUAGUAUUAGUAGUAGUAAAAAGUAACAAAAUCUUUCACCUUUUCCUUGCUUUUUUUUACCUAAGUUUGAUGUAUUAGUCUUUUAGUUUUAUAUUAGAAGGGUAAUUUUCAAGAUCAUAGAGAAGAUUUGUUGUAUAACUACUUGAAGGCUGAUUCAAAAUAUGAUGAUAAGUAACUUUAGAUUGAAGAGCAAAGGAGAGGUGGAAGUUAUAAUUAUGAGUAGUUUUUUUUUGGUAAAGAUUAUAAUUAUUAGUCUUAGCUUUGUUGAAUUUCAAAAAAGGAGAUUUAUAGCACUUUUAUUUUAAUGUUUGCA